AUGCGCUUCAACACUAUCGGCCUCUCGGCCAUUCUGGCAAUGACUGCCUCCGCACUCCCUGUCGCUGGCCCCGUCGAAACCGUCUGGGAGACUGUCUAUGAAACCGUCUACGCCACUGUCGCCCCAGUCAGUGCGCCCACCAACCUUCCCAUCGUCGAGGCGGCCGUCAUUCCUUCCACCUUCUCGACUUGGGCCCCCGCUGUUCCUACCACGACUAGCAUCCCAACUCUGAGCACUGUCGUCCCCACUGUGAUCCCCACCGUGGUGCCCACUACCACCAGCGCCGUCCCGCCAAGCACCAGCAGCGCUGCUGCCACCGGCAGCGGUGUCUCCAUCGUCAACAACCUCUCGCACCCCGUCUACCUGUGGGUUGUGACCGACAACCCCGGUGUAAUGCAGACCCUGGCAGCCGGCGAGACCUUCACCGACAGCUGGCUCAUCAACAACAACGGCGGUGGUAUCUCUAUCAAGAUGUCCACCACCGAGGUCUGCGACGACGUCCUGCAGUUCGAGUACACCCAGUCCGGCAGCGUCCUCUUCUGGGAUCUGUCCUCCAUCGAUAUGGCCAAGGACUCUCCCUUCGUCACCGCAGGAUUCGGUGUCACUAUCAGUGAUGAGUCUUGCCCCACCGCUACCUGCGCUCCUGGUGAUGCCUACUGCGUUGAGUCCUACCAGCUCCCUGAUGAUGUCAAUACCCUGGCUUGCGGUCUUGAUAACGCAUACACUCUCACUCUGGGUUAG
Molecule: messenger RNA, 741 nt
Organism: Penicillium vulpinum
Lineage: Eukaryota; Fungi; Ascomycota; Eurotiomycetes; Eurotiales; Aspergillaceae
Exons: 1
Coding region: 1-741 (246 amino acids)
Source: RefSeq, a predicted model, not a curated record